CUGAUCAUUUUAUACUACUACAGACGUAGGUUUUUCAUACAUGAUCAUUGAGUGUUUAGACGCGCGACGCGAAACAUGUCACACGUAAGAAAAACAAAGUUUAAAAAAUUAUUACAAUAAAAAUCUCAGUCAAUUAUAAUCUAAUGUUCAGUGCUAUUCAUUUGUAAUUAUAUUUCUGUUGAUAUAAUAAAACUGUGAUAAUGACGGACAAUUUCAAUAUGAAGGAAUUUAGUUCAACUCUGUGGAUGUAUUGAAAAUAUAUGAUCCCAUUGUGUCCAAUACUAUGAUGGUGGUCAAAGUAAUAAUUGUUGAUAUACCUGCGACAAAAGUUCUUAAUGAAAAUUCCAAUGGCUUUAUUAUCUUUUUCAGUGCUGUUAUAACGGAAAACGGAGUAUAUCCAUCUACAAUAUCGAUAAACACAAUGAACACAAAAUGUAAAGAAAAGGAAGUGGAAAAGGCUUAUGAGCCCUUCGAAAACAGAAAACUGGAACAUCCUAAUUCAGAUGUUCGAUCGUUCGCAAACCUGCUGAAAUCAUCUCUUGGAUCCGGGAUCCUCGCUAUGCCAGCAGCCUUCAAAAACUCUGGAACAAUAGUCGGCAUACUCGGUACAAUCAUGUUGGGCUACAUUUGUACGCAUUGCGUAUACUUACUGGUGAAAACUUCACAAGAAGUAUCAAGGGUGUCCCGUGUACCAUCGUUAGGAUAUGCGGAAACUGUAGAAGCAGUGUUCGCGACAGGUCCGCCAACUUUUAGAAAAUUCUCAAGAGCUUCCAGAAUAUUUAUAGACUGGACCAUGGCUUUCACCAUUCUUGGCGCGUGUGCAGUGUAUGUAAUCCUACUAGUCGAUUCCGUGGUACAGAUUAUUGACCACUUCUAUCCGGGUAACGGCAUUUCCAAGACAAUGUACUGUCUGAUGUUUCUCGUACCAAUACUGGCGUUCACACAAAUCAAGAAUUUGAAAUACUUAGCGCCUUUCUCUGGAUUUGCAAAUUUGCUGUUGGUACUAACGUUUGUCAUCUGUCUUUACUACAUAUGCAUCGACUUUCCCGACCUCAGCAGCCGUCCUAUGUCGGUGGAUAUUGGAAACUUACCUUUAUUUAUUGGAACAGUUAUAUUUGCAAUGGAGGGCAUCGGAGUAGUUUUACCAGUGGAAAAUACAAUGGCUAAGCCUCAGCACUUUUUGGGUUGCCCAGGAGUACUUAACAUUACCAUGACUGUGGUUGUUCUCUUGUAUAUGUUGAUGGGCUUUCUUGGCUAUGUCAAAUAUGGAAAUCUUGCGGAAGGAAGCAUCACCCUAAAUUUACCCACAGGAAAAGAUGAAAUCCCAGCAUUGAUGGCUAAAUGCUUCAUCGUUUUUGCAAUUUUCUUCACCUAUACUUUACAAUUUUACGUGCCUAUGGAGAUCGUAUGGCGUAAUACCCAGGAAUAUGUCAGCAAAAAGCACCACAACCUAGCACAAUCAAUUAUGAGAGCCGUAUUUGCUUGUCUCACAGUAAUUUCUGCUGCGACAUUACCACGCCUGGAACAAGUAAUCGGUUUAGAAGGUGCCUUUUUCUAUUCCUUCCUUGGACUUAUAGCGCCCUCUAUUCUGGAUCUCAUGUUCUCCUGGGAGAGAGGGCUGGGAAAAUACAAAUGGAUUCUCAUUAAGGACACCGUUCUUAUAUUUUUCGGAACAUUUGUACUAGUAACAGGAGUGGUCCAAAGUGUCAGAGAAAUAAUCAGGACUAAUUCCGGUGGUAUGUGAAUUGUGAUAGUACACAUAAUAUAAUGUAAAUACAGUAUUGUUAAUUUAUUAUAUACCUGAAAAAUUUAAAUAAAGUUUCAAUUAAGGUGGUG
Molecule: messenger RNA, 1836 nt
Organism: Diatraea saccharalis (sugarcane borer)
Lineage: Eukaryota; Metazoa; Arthropoda; Insecta; Lepidoptera; Crambidae
Source: the annotation of a GenBank genome assembly